Molecule: messenger RNA, 4225 nt
Organism: Cryptomeria japonica (Japanese cedar)
Lineage: Eukaryota; Viridiplantae; Streptophyta; Pinopsida; Cupressales; Cupressaceae
Product: ubiquitin C-terminal hydrolase 13
Exons: 32
Coding region: 235-3606 (1123 amino acids)
Biological process (GO): protein deubiquitination; regulation of protein stability
Cellular component (GO): cytosol; nucleus
Molecular function (GO): protein binding; cysteine-type endopeptidase activity; cysteine-type deubiquitinase activity
Source: RefSeq, a predicted model, not a curated record
GACUUGGUUAAUUUCUAGGCCAAUUUCAUCCUAUAUAUUAUAAUUUCCCAGGGAACUUUGAGUUCCGGGUUCCUUUUAAAUCUCUUUUCUUUCACUCCAUUUCGUUCGAUCCAACAAAGGCAAAGAAGAAAGAACGCGGUCUUUGCAUUAGCAAAAUUUCCUGCAACUUCGCAUAGCAGAGGGCGAUUUGAGUCAAACCUAGAAAUAUAUAUAAAUUUAUACAUACACAAAACAAUGACGAUGAUGACCCCUCCGCCUCUGGAUGUAUAUUCUUCUCAGCAACAAGAGGAAGAAGAAAUGCUCGUACCGCAUUCCGAGUUCAGCAACGAGGGCGCCCAACCCAUGGAAGUUGUAGGGCAAGGCGACACUGUUAGUACCGUGGAAAAUCAACCUUCUGAAGAUCCUCCUUCAUCUAGAUUUACCUGGGCAAUCGAUAAUUUUUCAAGGUUAACUGUGAAGAAACAUUAUUCUGACAUUUUUACCGUUGGAGGAUUUAAAUGGCGGGUGCUAAUUUUUCCAAAAGGAAACAAUGUAGAUCAGCUAUCUAUGUAUUUAGAUGUGGCUGAUGCUGCCACAUUACCGUAUGGUUGGAGCAGACAAGCACAAUUUAGCCUGGCUGUUGUCAAUCAGAUUACCUCGAAAUUUUCUAUACGAAAAGAUACACAACAUCAGUUUAAUGCUCGAGAGAGUGACUGGGGUUUCACAUCAUUCAUGCCCCUUGGAGAAAUUUAUGAUCCUUCAAAAGGCUAUCUGGUUAAUGAUACUCUAAUUGUAGAAGCAGAUGUUGUUGUUCGAAAAGUUGAUAGCUGUUGGCAGUAUGAUUCAAAGAAAGAAACAGGGUUUGUUGGACUCAAGAAUCAAGGAGCUACAUGCUACAUGAAUUCACUUCUUCAGACAUUGUAUCAUGUCCCUUACUUCAGAAAGGCCGUAUAUCACAUGCCUACAACUGAAAAUGACAUGCCAUCUGGUAGCAUUCCAUUGGCUUUACAGAGUUUAUUCUAUAAGCUUCAGUACAGUGAUAGCAGUGUUGCAACAAAGGAGUUGACAAAAUCUUUUGGAUGGGAUACAUAUGAUUCUUUCAUGCAACAUGAUGUUCAGGAGUUGAAUCGAGUGCUAUCUGAGAAACUAGAAGACAAAAUGAAGGGUACUGUUGUAGAGGGUACAAUACAGCAACUAUUCGAGGGUCAUCAUAUGAAUUACAUUGAAUGCAUAAAUGUUGAUUACAAGUCAACAAGGAAAGAGUCAUUCUAUGAUCUGCAGCUUGAUGUCAAAGGGUGCCGAGAUGUGUAUGCAUCAUUUGAUAAAUAUGUUGAAGUUGAACGCCUUGAAGGGGAUAAUAAAUACCAUGCUGAACAACAUGGUUUACAGGAUGCAAAGAAGGGUGUUCUGUUCAUUGAUUUUCCUCCUGUGCUACAACUUCAGUUAAAGCGCUUUGAAUAUGAUUUCAUGCGGGAUACAAUGGUUAAGAUAAAUGAUCGUUAUGAGUUCCCUUUACAACUUGAUCUUGAUAGAGAAAAUGGGAAGUAUCUAUCUCCAGAUGCAGAUAGAAGCGUGCGCAAUUUGUACACACUUCACAGUGUUUUAGUGCACAGUGGAGGUGUGCAUGGUGGUCAUUACUAUGCAUAUAUCAGACCUACGCUAUCAGACCAGUGGUUUAAGUUUGAUGAUGAGCGUGUGACAAAGGAGGACAUGAAAAAAGCUCUAGAGGAACAAUAUGGAGGGGAGGAGGAGCUGCCUCAGACAAAUCCAGGGUUCAACAACACACCAUUUAAGUUCACAAAAUAUUCCAAUGCUUACAUGCUUGUCUACAUUAGAGAGAGUGACAGGGAUAAGAUCAUCUGUAAUGUUGAUGAGAAGGAUAUAGCAGAGCAUCUAAGGGUUAGAUUAAAGAAAGAGCAAGAGGAGAAGGAACAAAAAAGGAAAGAGAAGGCUGAGGCUCACCUUUAUACCAUCAUAAAGGUUGCACGUGAUGAAGACCUUUCUGAGCAGAUUGGGAAGGAUAUAUUUUUUGACCUUGUAGAUCAUGACAAGGUUCGAAGUUUUCGCAUUCAGAAGCAAACACUAUUUACAGUUUUCAAGGAGGAGGUGGCAAAAGAAUUUGGCAUUCCUGUACAGUUUCUGCGAUUCUGGUUUUGGGCCAAACGACAGAACCAUACAUACCGUCCCAAUAGGCCUUUGUCAGUAGCAGAGGAGGCCCAGAUUGUUUGUCACUUGAGAGAGGCUUCUAACAAGGCAAAUAAUGCAGAGUUAAAGCUAUUUCUUGAAAUAGAACGAAGUGCAGAUCUUCAUCCACUUCCCCUUCCAGAAAAGACAAGUGCGGAUAUAUUACUCUUCUUCAAACUUUAUGACCCUGAGAAAGAAGAGCUUAGGUAUGUUGGCAGGUCAUUUGUGAAGGCCUUAGGAAAGCCAACUGAAAUUUUAACAAAGUUGAAUGAGUUGGCUGGGUUUCCACCAAAUGAAGAAAUUGACCUUUUUGAGGAAAUCAAGUUUGAGCCGAAUGUUAUGUGCGAACACAUUGAUAAGAGGCUUACAUUCCGUGGUAGCCAACUUGAAGAUGGAGAUAUUAUAUGUUACCAAAGGGUCAUUUCAAAGGAAGAUGAAGAACGCUUCCGGUUUCCAGAUGUUCCAUCUUUUCUAGAAUAUGUGCACAACCGGCAGAUUGUUCAUUUUCGAAGCUUGGAUAAGCCAAAGGAAGAUGACUUUUGUCUUGAGUUAUCAAAACUCUACACUUAUGAUGAUGUUGUAGAUAGGGUUGCACAUAAACUUGGUCUAGAUGAUCCUUCCAAAAUUAGACUCACAGCGCACAAUUGUUACUCUCAGCAACCAAAGCCCCAACCUAUCAAGUAUCGUGGCGUGGAUCACUUAUCUGAUAUGCUGGUUCAUUACAAUCAGACAUCUGAUAUCUUGUACUAUGAAGUUCUGGACAUACCACUCCCAGAGUUGCAAGGGUUAAAGACCUUAAAAGUAGCUUUUCAUCAUUCAACAAAAGAUGAAGUUUCUGUUCACACUAUAAGAUUGCCAAAACAAAGUACUGUUGGAGAUGUCAUUAAUGACCUCAAGACAAAGGUGGAGUUAUCCAACCCUGAUGCGGAGAUUCGACUGCUGGAGGUUUUCUACCAUAAAAUUUACAAGAUUUUUCCACUUCAUGAAAAGAUUGAGAAUAUAAAUGAUCAGUAUUGGACUUUACGAGCAGAGGAGAUUCCAGAAGAGGAGAAGAAUCUGGGUCCAAAUAACCGUUUAAUCCAUGUUUAUCAUUUCACAAAAGAUGCAUCCCAGAAUCACAUGCAGGUCCAAAAUUUUGGAGAGCCUUUCUUUCUGCUUAUCCACGAAGGUGAGACUCUAGCAGAGGUUAAACAACGAAUCCAGAAGAAGCUGCAGGUGUCUGAUGAUGAAUUUGCCAAGUGGAAGUUUGCAUUCCUCUCCUUGGGUCGUCCUGAUUAUCUUCAAGAUACAGAUAUUGUUUCAAGUCGCUUUCAGAGGAGGGAUGUUUAUGGAGCUUGGGAGCAAUAUCUUGGGUUGGAGCAUUCUGACAAUGCACCAAAAAGAUCUUACCAAACUAAUCAGAACCGUCACACGUUUGAAAAGCCGGUGAAGAUAUACAAUUGAAGUCAAAGCUGAAAAUGUGAUGCCUUUGUACUGAUAGCCACCUGCAUUACAGUGUAACUAUGAUUAAUUGGAGACAAUUUCAGGUCCCACUAUUUUUUGAAGCAGUGUAUCUGGUUUGCAAAGCAUAGAGAAAAAUUUCUCAGAGUGUUGCUCUACUGAAAGUACUUAUACUCAGAGAGAAGUUUUCUGUCAGCUCAUUUCUGUCCCUGUAUCUUGGACUGAUUCUUGUAUCUUGUAGUCUUCUCUUAUUUACCUAUUAAAUGAGAAGUUAAAAUUCUGCUUUGUCUUGACCUUGGAAUGUGGUAUGUACAAGGCUAUGUUAAGCAGCAGAUAGUUUCUUGUUGAUUCUGUGCCUGAAGUAAGCUACUGUGGAGGCUGAGUUUCAUGCAACAUGUUUUAGACGAAACUACUCCAAGUUGGUUCAUUUUGUAGAAUUCUGAGGCCUUAUCAAUUUUGUUGUAUUUUAAUAUUAUAUUUUGCAAUCUUUUGCUCUUGUAUAUAAGAGGAUGAAGAUUGCUGACUAUCUUCCUCACAUAUAGUCGCUCAAGUCAGUUCUUCACUGCAUUAUUUGUGAUAGACACUGCACUAUUUGUUAUAGACGGUAGUUUUUUAAUAUUUA